This is a messenger RNA of Trichobilharzia regenti, 1563 nucleotides long. The record is from the annotation of a GenBank genome assembly. Lineage: Eukaryota; Metazoa; Platyhelminthes; Trematoda; Strigeidida; Schistosomatidae.
AUGAACACGUACGCGUGUAUAUGUAUCUUAUUCCACUUAUUGAUUAUUGAAAAACGAGUCACAGCAAUAACACCAACAACCACAACUACACCUCUGGAGGAUGAAUUAUCAAAUCCUACAUCUCGAUUACUAGUUAUUUUAAUCGACGGAUUACGAUGGGAUGUAGUAGCCAAUCAUUUAGAAAAAGAUACUAGUGAAUUUGGAUUUAAAAAACUACAAAGAAAUGGUGCAUACUUGGAACGCUUCGCGCCUGUAUUCCCUGCAGAAUGUUAUCCAAAUAUUUACUCGUUGUUUACAGGUCGGCAUCCAGUUGAUCAUGGAGUCAUUCUACCUACAACAUUCGGCCAACAUACGACAAUUGAUGGUAAACCUAUUCGUUUACAAGCAGAAGGUCUUUGGGAGACAGGAGCGAAACAAAAUAAAGGUGUUCAUCUUUAUCACUUGCCAACGUGUUCAGCUGAGUCAGAUUCCCAGGGUGAUAACAGUUGGUUCUGUGAACCAUAUAAUCCAAGCCAUAUGAAUCCUAUCAGUUUGAAUUUUACAAUACAAAGAGCUAUAGACGGUCUGCGUAAUGGAAGUGCAAAUUUAGCAGUGGUUUAUUACGAUGAACUGGAUCGAAUCGGGCAUCGAUAUGGUCCGUUAUCUGAUGAAUUACUUAACAAACAUUGGAUUUACUUGGAUAAUGUAGUAGAUCAUGCAUUGAAGAUUGUUGAAUCUGUUCCAAAUUUGAAUUUAAUUAUCACCUCAGAUCAUGGAAUGGCACCAGUUUCACGUAUGACUUAUGUUGAUCGUUAUCUUAAAGGAUCGGAGUUAAGCAGGGUACUCAAUCGUGGAAGUACAAUGUGGUUAUGGCCUAAACCUAAUUUUGAAGCACGUGUGUAUAAUCGUUUGAUCAGCCAGCAAAGCAAGGCGUCCUUCACUGUAUACAAUUCAUCAACUGUCCCUCUACAUUGGGAAAUGAAAAGCAGUGAUGACAAUAAUAAUCUUUUGUUCCCACCGAUUCUGUUACUCGCUUCCCCUGAUUACAUAUUCAAUUCAACUGUUUGGCCAUUGAAUAUGAGUCAUUAUCAUUUGGAUAAAAUUAAAGGUAUGCACGGAUAUGAUCCCGACCUACCGGAUAUGCAUAUCCCAUUGUUCAUAUAUGGUCCAAUGUCAAAUCGUGGUUUCCGUAUGAAUUACACGCAAGAGAUUCGUCCAAUUCAUAUACACAGUUUAAUGGCUUAUUUGGCGUCAAUCGACUUAUCAUCAAGCGAUCACCAAUCACUCAAUCACUUCACCUCACUACUAAUAAGUAGUAAUCAUGAAUCAGACAAAGCAUCAUUUAUCGACUCUGCAUACUGGUUGGAUAAAUCAUCAUUUUCUUUUUCUCUCUUGAAUGGUGUACGUUCUAUGCCAAUCAUCUUAAUUAUCACCAUCGUACUGGCAUCUUCCUUUGUAGUGAUUAUCAGUGUGACAAUAUUGAUAUACAUGAAGUGUCGAACAUGCAUCUUCACUACACCUGUAGUCUAUCAAGAUGAAUUGAAUAAGGAGUUAGUCAAAUCAGAAGUACUACCCGAUGCCUGA